AUGUCUUCAUAUGAUAUCCACACGAACAAGACAUGUCCUUUCAACUUCUCGUUGUCUGACACAGCGAUCAGCAAGGCGUUGGCAAGAUGGCGGACAGCCAGACCUCGAGAGAAGAUAUUGACAAUAUCAUUGCAAGGUCGCCUAGGAAAUCACAUGUUUCAAUACGCUUCCUUGUUGGGAAUUGCAUUUUUGUCAGGAAGAGUUCCUGUUUUGGAAAACUCUUUAACAACCCAAAACCUUACAAAACUCUUCGACAUAUCCUUCGUAGGAAAUGUCAGCAAGGCGAACAUGGCCAGUUUCCAUGAGACGAAAUAUGCGUCAUAUGACUGCGAGCUCUACAACCUGCCUGAUUCGAAAAUCGAGGUACAAGGGUACAGGCAAUCGUGGAAGUACUUCUACUCUAUCAGAACUGAAAUAAGAAAGGAAUUUACGUUCGUUCAAAAAUACCGGAAUCUCAGCGCUCAGUGUUUCCAGAAAUACACAGGUCAGUAUAAAAACAGAUCCGUCAUCGGGUUGCACGUACGAAGGACGGAUAUGACACAGUACAGGGAGAUGGGUUACACAUCAGCCCCCUUGUCCUACAUACGUAAAGCUAUCAGACAUAUGAAAACAAAGUUUCGUGAUCCCAUUUUUCUUAUUGCAACCGAUGACAAAAGAUGGUGUCGAAAAAAUCUACAGUCCCCGGAUGUUAUUCUAAUGGACAACACAGAUCCUUAUUUGGACUUUGCAACCUUGACCUUGUGUGAUCACAUGAUCAUGACAGUGGGGACAUUCGGAUGGUGGGCCGCCUGGCUGAGCAAUGGGUACACCGUGUACUACAAAGAUUAUCCAAGAGCUGGUUCCUGGCUUGCCUCGGAGUUCACUGAUGCUGAUUAUUUCAUGCCAGAUUGGGUACCACUAGGUGCAUGA
This is a messenger RNA of Haliotis rubra (blacklip abalone), 909 nucleotides long. RefSeq names its product galactoside 2-alpha-L-fucosyltransferase SEC1-like. Gene Ontology annotation, cellular component: membrane. Gene Ontology annotation, biological process: carbohydrate metabolic process. The transcript has a single exon. The record is from RefSeq and is a predicted model, not a curated record. NCBI's taxonomy places the organism in Eukaryota, Metazoa, Mollusca, Gastropoda, Lepetellida, Haliotidae. The coding region runs from base 1 to 909 and encodes 302 amino acids. Gene Ontology annotation, molecular function: galactoside 2-alpha-L-fucosyltransferase activity.